Messenger RNA from Penicillium longicatenatum, 1098 nucleotides. RefSeq lists its product as uncharacterized. NCBI's taxonomy places the organism in Eukaryota, Fungi, Ascomycota, Eurotiomycetes, Eurotiales, Aspergillaceae. The record is from RefSeq and is a predicted model, not a curated record. The transcript has 2 exons. The coding region runs from base 1 to 1098 and encodes 365 amino acids.
AUGACAAAUAUUGCCAUUCUGCCCCGCCCUUUCCCUCCUGUUAUGCCGACAAACGAGAAGCCCCUAACUACGCCAUCUAUCUUCUUUCUAUUCCGGCAGAAGAUCUAUGCAAUGUCCGAAUCUCAACCCCGAGCUCUCGAAUCCAAUGUUGUGACGAAUGGCGCUGCGCAGGCCUGGACAGAAGUCUCCAAAUUCGUCGAGCAUCUCCCGAUCCCGAUCUGUCGCUCCUACAACUACAACUCCUACAACUCCUACAACUCCUACAACUCCUACAACUCCUACAACUCCUACAACUCCUACAACUCCUACAACUCCUACAACUCCUACAACUCCUACAACUCCUACAACUCCUACAACUCCUACAACUCCUACAACUCCUACAACUCCUACAACUCCUACAACUCCUACAACUCCUACAACUCCUACAACUCCUACAACUCCUACAACUCCUACAACUCCUACAACUCUAUCAUGUCCAUGCUAUGCUCAUCUCUUCGGGAAGCAUAUAGCAGAGGGUUGAAUCUCGCAAAUAUAGUCAGCAUCACAGAGGUUGAUCAAUCUAUCUCUCAACUCCGCGAGCAGUUUUGCCUUGUCGAUCUUUGGAUGGCUGGCGUUUCAAUUAUGACCGAGCAUGGGAAUAGCAUGUAUUCUUAUCAUAUACAACGGGACCAUGUGAAUGGCUCUGGAGGCGGUAACUGGGAAGGAGCACGUGGAGCAUAUGUCAAAGAGGAUAUUACUUUGCUUGGUACUGCUAAACGAGAGUUUGAAAAACUGGAUCAUACGCCGACAUUGGCGGACAGCUGUGUUAUCUACUUCGAAUUUCACAGAACUGGAGAGUCUGUCACUAUCCGAGGAAUUGUCACAUUUGUCGUGAAUUAUGACAGAAUCCCAAUGAGAGUAUGGACCGAGAAAGGGCCUGAAGGGUCGUCUUCGAUGAAACUGAGUGACGAUCAGGUUGAUGAUUGUUGGAUGACGAAAAGUCAAAUUAUUGACGCUGCUUUACAUGAAAAUUGUAAAGACCCAAGAAAGUUCAAGAUGCUUGAAAGUGAGCAGACAAUCCUGCUUGCUGCGUUCAGAGUUCUGGAAAGACGUGCCUAA